Molecule: messenger RNA, 786 nt
Organism: Cajanus cajan (pigeon pea)
Lineage: Eukaryota; Viridiplantae; Streptophyta; Magnoliopsida; Fabales; Fabaceae
Product: Bifunctional inhibitor/lipid-transfer protein/seed storage 2S albumin superfamily protein
Biological process (GO): lipid transport
Molecular function (GO): lipid binding
Source: RefSeq, a predicted model, not a curated record
CAAAAUAUCCCUUACACUCGAAAGAAAAAGGAUACCAAACCAACACAUUUGCAUCAAACAAUUCGGAUGGCGCACACAAAAAUGGAGACGGGUUUGGUUUUGGUGGUAAUGGCCAUGCUGUGUGCAGGAGCUGCAGCACAAUCGAGUUGCACAAAUGUGUUGGUGAGCCUGUCACCGUGCCUUAACUAUAUCACAGGGAAUUCUUCAACCCCUUCUUCAGGAUGCUGCUCACAGCUUGCCAGUGUGGUACGCUCACAACCACAAUGCCUGUGUCAGGUUCUUAGCAGCGGUGGAUCAUCGCUGGGGAUCAACAUCAACCAAACUCAAGCUCUGGCAUUGCCUGGUGCUUGCAAGGUGCAGACCCCACCCACCAGUCAGUGUAACAAUGCAGCUGCUUCCCCACCAACAGAAACAGAAGCGGAAUCUCCAAAUUCAAUUCCAUCAGGAACCGGAUCCAAAACCCUACCCACAACUGAUGGUGGCUCAUCCAGCGGGAAUUCCAUCAAGUUAUCAACACCUCUGAUACUUAUUUUAGCAGCAGCAACAUACGUUUCAACUUUUACAACAUAUUGAUUCUAUAAUCAGUUGGCUUCCCGUUUGCUAUUUUUUGUUUGUUCGCCAUUUGUUCUUGUUUAAUCAUAUACUAUUGAGUUCCCCUUAGGCUGAAGGGUUCGAUCUAUUCAUUUGUGACCCCUACUGGGUUACAUAGUUUUGUACAAUGUGAGAUGUUUGUUCUCUCAGUUUAUCAAUAAAGAUGGGUUGUGACUUGUGGUUUGCUAUUCAUAA